Molecule: messenger RNA, 1302 nt
Organism: Aspergillus mulundensis
Lineage: Eukaryota; Fungi; Ascomycota; Eurotiomycetes; Eurotiales; Aspergillaceae
Product: hydroxymethylglutaryl-CoA lyase
Exons: 1
Coding region: 1-1302 (433 amino acids)
Biological process (GO): L-leucine catabolic process; ketone body biosynthetic process
Molecular function (GO): hydroxymethylglutaryl-CoA lyase activity
Source: RefSeq, a predicted model, not a curated record
AUGAAAGAGCCAAGCCCCAUCCCCAUCUCUCAGAAGACCGCGCGAGACAAAGUCCAAGUCCGCAUCGUCGAAGUCUCCCCGCGCGACGGCCUCCAAAACAUCCCGUCCUUCAUCCCAACACAGACGAAAAUCGAGCUCAUACGGCGCUUAGCGGAGACAGGACUGCAGACGAUUGAGAUCGCUUCUGUUGUCUCGCCGAGGGCUGUGCCGCAGUUGCGGGAUUGGAGGGGGAUUCUGGGGGAUGGACGGAUCAAGGCGUUGUUGGGGGCUGGAGAUGGCGAUGGCGAUGGCGGGAUAGAGUCAGACUCAGCAUCUGCUUCAUCCGGCUCAACUAUAUCAUCAUAUGAUUCCGACUUCAACUCCGACCCUGAGACCGAGACCGAGACCGAGAACGAGUCCGGGUCCGAGGGCAAAAGCAAGAAAGAACUAACCCUCCCCAUCCUCCUCCCCAACCCCAAAGGCCUAACCCUUGCGCUCACGCACACCCCCUCCCUAAACGCCAUAUCGCUCUUCAUCUCCCCAACCGAACCCUUCAGCAAAACCAACACAAACUGCAGCGUCUCCGAAGCCCUCACGCGCGCCUCAGCCAUAACCCACGCCGCGCGAAAAGCCGGCGUGGAACACCUAAGAGCCUACAUAUCCUGCAUCUUCUCCGACCCGAUAACGCACUGUCCAACACCCCUCCGCUCAGUCCUGCACUGCACGCAACACCUCCUAUCCCUCGGCAUCGACGAGAUCGCCCUAAGCGACACCGACGGAUCCGGAUCACCGGGCCUGACAACAUCGCUCUUAUCGUACCUGACAUCUCACGGAAUCCCAGUGGGAAAGCUAGCGUGCCAUUUCCACGAUACGCGUGGCGCCGCGGUGCAGAAUGUCUGGGCGGCGUUUGAGGCGGGCGUAAGGGUGUUUGAUGGCAGUGUUGGUGGGUUGGGAGGGUGUCCGUUUGCGCCGGGGGCGAAGGGGAAUGUGGAUACUUGCGCUUUGGUACGGCUUUUUGAGGGGAGGGGUAUUGGGACCGGGGUUGAUGGGGAGAUGUUAGCUGAGGUGGGAGGGUGGGUUAGGGGGGUUUUGGGGGGGUAUAUGGAUGGAGAUUCUGAUGGUAACGAGGAGAGUGGGUGUGUUGCUGGGAAGGAAGGCGAAGACGGCGAGGGGAAGAGCACAGCCCAAGAAAGCGACGAGAAGCAUGGGGAUAUGACUACGACUACGAUUGGUAGGCGGACCAUGCAUGUGGCCACUCUUACUACUGCAAGAACAGGAGGACAUUGCUGGGCCUUCUCGCGGUCUCUUGGUAUUGAGGGGUGA